AUGCCUCGAUAUACACUUACUAAAUCUUCUCUGUCAAUAUCUCCUCCAUGUCUAUCAUCAACAGCAUCUAAUCAACAACUUUCUUCACAACAAAUCGAUUUAAUUACUAACACACCAGCAACUUAUCUAACACCAACAACACUUUAUAAACAAAGUAGUCAUAAAAGAUUAACAUGGGAGACAGUGCGUUUUUUACCCAAAGUCAUAAAGUUGUAUACUGGGUGUCCCACUAAUAAUGUUUUUUUAUAUAUUGUUAGUCGUGUUCAAGCUAAAAAUAAAAAAGUUUCUUAUUUUAUGGAUUAUAAACGUUCAUUUAAACCAAAAGAAUAUCAGUUUAGUCCUGCUAGUAAACCUUCAAGUACAGGGAAACCUGGUCCAGCACGACAGCUUUUUGUUGAAGAUGAAGUGUUACUUACUAUAAUGCGUAUUCGACUUGACUCACCAUUACAAGAUUUAGCAUUUUGUUUUAAAAUUUCAGUAAGUCAUGUGUCUAGGAUUUUAACUACAUUUAUAACUUUAUUAGCCCGAGAACUUGAACCAUUAAUUUAUUGGCCUGCUCCAGAAGAAACAUUAAGUUUUACACAUCCUCAUUUUAUUGGAGAUUUCGUUUAUGUUGAAGGUAUUGGCGACUGUACUGAACAAACUAUUCAAAAAUCUGCUAAUGCUAAAGCUAAAUAUCAAACAGAUAGUUCUUAUAAAAGUAGAAAGACAUUAAAAAAACUUAUAUUUUGUACUAAAGGUGGUUCUAUCUCUUUUGUUUCUAAAGGUUACUCUGGAUCUUCCUCAGAUCGUUUUAUCACUGAAGAUUGCAAUGUUGCAAGAAGAUUCACUCCUGGUUUUGUUGUACUUUUUGAUAAAGGUUUCAAUGUUCAAGAUUUAUUUCUAUCAAGGCAGGUAAAAGCUGUAAUUCCACCAUUUUUACGUAGUAUCCGACAGUUUACACCCUCUGAAGUUUAUCAUUGCAAGCGCAUAGCACGUGCAAGAAUACACAUUGAACGUGUCAUUGGAAGGCUGAAAGAAUUUCGACUUCUAAAGAACACUCUGCCUAUCACAUUAGUCCCUCUAAUCGAUGAUAUAUGGAUAAUUGCUGCUGCCAUUGUUAACCUGCAACCACCUCUUUUAAAAGCAACAGCAGUAUAA
Messenger RNA from Hydra vulgaris (swiftwater hydra), 1140 nucleotides. RefSeq lists its product as uncharacterized. Lineage: Eukaryota; Metazoa; Cnidaria; Hydrozoa; Anthoathecata; Hydridae. The record is from RefSeq and is a predicted model, not a curated record.